GCGCAUCGGGUCAGAAUUUAGCUCUAACGAUGAGGGCGGGGGGGGGCUAAAGCGGAUGGAAUUGGACUUGCUGGUGGCAUGUCAACGCGCACACACAACCACAUUAAACACAACACGACAACAUUAAUAACGCUCACGAAAUCCAGUCAUUGAUCACUUAAGAACAGUUUUCAUGUGAUGGUUGUUUUAUUUUAUGCAUUACGAUAGUAAACAUUUAUUUGACCUACUCUGUUUCAUGACUGUAUGCAUUGAGUACUAAUUGGUAGCCUGUGCCUAAAGAGACAUGGCGAAAAAGCAACAGAGACAGAAACGGGGAAGAGACAAAGACAUUGAGAAAUGGAGAGCAGAAUCACAUAGACAAAGACGGGGAGAGACAGAGACGCAGUCACAGAGACGCAGAGAGACGCACACAGAGAUUCAUAGAGACAAACACACAGCCACACUGACAGAGAGACGCGGAGGCGCACGUAACACUUAUGGAGAACGCGUGCGGUACAGAACGCCCGCCAGAAGCGCAUGGACAGCCGUCACUCCGAGCGCUCGCCUCCCCUCCUCCUGCUGCUGCUGCACUCUCUCUCCACUCUUUGGCGUUCUCUAACCCACUUUCGACCAUUGAUCUUGCUCCUGAAAUUGCUCUCGGGCGCUUAAUUACACUGCGUGCCGUCGCUGUGCGCGCAUGCGUCUCUUGCUCAUGUACAUAUACUGGCGCAGCGUGCGUACGUGUGCGUGAGUGUGUAUAUAUUUAUAUAUAUAUGCAAGACCUAUAUAAGUUACAGAUUUGAAGCACACGCGCACAAUCGCCGAGAGGCUGUCCUCUAUUUGCUCCGAGGUGCGCCAGUGGUGGAUUCAGUGUCGGAGAGAAAGCUGCCGUCACGCGGACCUCAUGGAGGAGGGAUCGAUGCCCCUCGGGGUGGAUGCAGAACCGGGGAACUACAGCUUGGUGGACCCUGCUUGGGGUGAGGGCUCUGCGUUGGGGGGCCCUUCUGCAGACCCCCAGCUCUCUGACAGCAAUGGCAGCAACAUGAGCGACCAAAUGCGAGAGAAGUUCCCAAUGUUAGAUAUCCCUCACCACGUGCACCACACGAUCGGCUCGGUGGUCAUCGCCAUCGGCUUCACAGGGAUCAUCGGCAACUUCCUCGUCAUUUACGUCUUCUGCAGGAGCAAGAGUUUGCGCUCGCCGGCCAACAUUUUUAUCAUCAACCUGGCCUUCGCCGACUUCUUCAUGUCCAUCACACAGACACCCAUCUUCUUCGUCACGAGUCUUCACAAGCGCUGGAUUUUCGGGGAGAAGGGUUGCGAGCUGUACGCUUUCUGCGGAGCGCUCUUCGGCAUCGCGUCCAUGGUCACCCUCAUGGUCAUCGCCACUGACCGCUACCUGGUGCUGACUCGGCCCCUCGCCUCCAUAGGAGCCAUGUCCAAACGGCGCGCAAUGUACAUCACGGCGGCCGUGUGGUUCUACUCGCUCGCCUGGAGCCUCCCACCCUUCUUUGGCUGGAGUGCCUACGUCCCAGAGGGACUCAUGACGUCGUGCACAUGGGAUUACGUGACAUUCACACCAGCCGUACGUUCCUACACCAUGCUGCUCUUCUGCUUCGUAUUCUUCAUCCCGCUCAUUGUCAUCAUCUUCUGCUACGUGCGCAUCUUCGCAGCCAUCAAGAACACCAACAGGGCUGUGAAGACUCUGGGGGAUGCCCAUGAUAGUAAGGAAUCACAGAAGCAGCAGCAACGGAUGAAUGCCGAGUGGAAGCUUGCGAAGAUCGCCCUCAUUGUCAUCUUGCUCUAUGUGGUGUCCUGGUCUCCAUACUCGUGUGUGGCGCUUGUGGCCUGGGCUGGUUACGCUGACAUGCUCACGCCCUACAUGAACUCCGUGCCUGCCAUCAUCGCCAAGGCGUCGGCAAUCCACAACCCCAUCGUGUAUGCCAUCACGCACCCCAAGUACAGGCAGGCGAUCGGCAAGUACGUGCCGUGCCUUCGCUCGCUGUUCGGCGUCGUCCGCAAGGGCUCGCGGACUCUGUCGGGUAGCAGCUUCCAGUCGACACGACACUCCACGCUCUCCAGCCAGAUGUCGUGUAGUGGUGACACGGUGCGCCGGCAUCGUCAGCCGACCUGCACCUCUGACUCGGAGUCGUGCUGGACGGACGUGGAGGGGGAGUCAGGGAUCCGGACCCGGCCAGCCAGCCGUCAGGUCUCCUAUGACCUUCCUCGAGAUACCAUCGAGGGCCAGGACCUGGGGAAAGCGAGGUGCCAUGACUCCGGCAUGUUCGAAAAGACAUCGCUCGACAUCGACAAUAUCUCACUCGUUGAAACUGGUAGCACUCAGGGUCGAGAGAAGUCGCCCAAGGGAAUCCUGCGCCCGAUCCCGUACACGAACGAGGCUUUUGAAGGCGGAGAGGGGGAAGACGGGGCCAACCUUGUGUCCGGCAGGACAGGCAACAGCAGUGGUGAUGAACGUAUUCAGAUGAACGAUCUGACACUCAGUCAGGGGCACAGGGUGGUGGUACCCAGUAUCUCCGUGAUGUGUGAGAACACCAGCAGAAACUGAGAUGCGAUUGUAAUCAUUUUCUCGCAUUUUGGUGUCGCCAUCGCAUGAAUGCAAACCUUCUAAUACCCACCGUGAACACACCGAAGGGAUUGAAGUGAUCACAAAGGGCCAAAUUCACAUAUUUGAUUAAAUAGUCCAAACACAUCACAUUGCAAGGGUAAUUUGUCCCUUUUCCAUGAUGGAUACCUUGCCAAGUUUUCACCAAAUAUCGGCUGAAAAUGGACAGCCACUCCAUGAAUCAGGCCCAACGUAGAUAACAUGCCACAUGGCCAUGUGGACGGGGCAAGUCACAUGCUGUGCCACCUCAGUAGCCCGUAUGGGACUGUUGAUUACAUGACCAUUGGGCCGUACGACUACAGUAAACCCUCUCUAUCCGUGAGGGUUACAUUCUUGAAAACGCUCCUGAAUGCAGAAUUUGCGAAUGCAGAAACUCCUCAGGAGAUGCAGGCAUUUGAUAACGACGCACAGUUAUAAUUUUUCACACUAUGGAGAGCGUUAGCCUGCAACACUUUCCCUGAUUUCGUUCACUUUCUUUUUAAUAAUGGACCUCACGGUCGACUCAUUUAUACCAAAACGUUAGCCUGCCGCGGAUGCACUCUCAUUGGCAUCAAGCCUCACACUCUUACCUUUUCACUCAAACUCAUCCCUUUCAUCUGCCUUUUUUCAGCAGACACAUUCUUUCAUUGGACGCUUGAGAACCAUGAUUAAUGGUAAUUAACAAGCGAAUACAUACUGUAUAAAGUAAAAAUGGACAAUAGCGAGUUCAGAGUGGGAUUACUGCAAGACUUAAGGACAAAGCGGGGCAACCGAGGGGGCGUGCCUAAUCUUCGCAGGCAGUUUCAAAUGUAACCACAUUCCGGUGUCGGUGGUCUGUAGGCACUACGAUCACUCGCGAAUUCUCGAGUCGGAUCACGAAUAGGAAAUUAAUAAACAUUUAGUAACUCGCGAAUAUGCGAAACUCGCGAAACCAAAGCUCAUGCAUAGCGAGGGUUUACUGUACUUGCUCCCCAACUGCACUGAUCUCCCACGUGCCUGACAUGGCACCUGCAUUCUAAAUCUCAAUCAGUUUUUUUGGUUUUUUUCAGUUUAUUUAUUUUGGUAUAGCCCUGUGAGCCAUUCGGCUCUUGAAUCGGGUGCAACCACAACAAACAAAAAAACUAAAAAAAC
This is a messenger RNA of Petromyzon marinus (sea lamprey), 3709 nucleotides long. RefSeq names its product melanopsin-like. Gene Ontology annotation, biological process: G protein-coupled receptor signaling pathway; visual perception. The record is from RefSeq and is a predicted model, not a curated record. Gene Ontology annotation, molecular function: G protein-coupled receptor activity. NCBI's taxonomy places the organism in Eukaryota, Metazoa, Chordata, Hyperoartia, Petromyzontiformes, Petromyzontidae. Gene Ontology annotation, cellular component: membrane.